UUCAGAGAUGUCAGAGAUCUGCUCCAGUCCAGAUGAUCCAGAGGUCCGGAUUCUUCUGAUGGGCAGAUAUGGUUCUGGGGCAAGCUCAUCUGGAAACACUAUAGUGGGGGACAAGAGGUUUAAAAUUAAGAAGCAUGAGUCUAAGUUGUGUGAGGGCAAAACACAGAUUGGAGAGAAGCAGGUGCAUGUGAUUAUUUCUCCAGAUCCACGGGAUCCAGAUCUGUCUGUAGAGCAGCUGGAGGAAAUGAAAGUGGAGCUUGUCAAACGAUGUUCAGCAGGUCUCAGUGCGGUUCUGCUCACCGUUCCUCUAGAGCAACACGUGAAAAAUGAGGAAGAGAUCCUGGAAAAUAUUAAAGAUUUAUUUGGUCCUGAAGUUCAGAAAUACAUGAUGGUCCUUUUCACACGUGGAGAUGAACUGGAGGAAAUGGAUGAGCCAUUGACAAUUGAGGAAUAUCUACAAAGCAAAGAUCAUGCAGAUCUCCAGGGACUGGUGACUAAAUGUGAAGGAAAGUUUCACUGUUUCAAUAACAAGAGUAAAUCAGACAGUCAGGUACAAGAACUCCUGAAGAAGAUUGAACGGAUGAUCAUGAAGAACAGAGGGAAACUUACCGUGAAACAAAUGGCAAGGCGUGACAGCAAAAGAGGUUCUCCAGUCAAUUUUUUAGGAAAGUCUUCAGCUCAAGAUCCAGAUGAGCUUCAUAUGAUUCCUGAGAGGAAAGACCAGAUCAGGCUGAUUCUGCUGGGAAAAACUGGAUCUGGGAAAAGUGCCACUGGAAACACCAUCAUCGGCAGAAAAGUGUUCAAAUCUUCAGCCAGUUCAAAGUCUCAGACGAAACAGUGUCAGUUAGAAACUACAGAGAGGAUGGGUAAAGUGAUCUCAGUCAUCGACUCGCCUGGACUUUAUGAUACUGAACUCAGUAGAAAUGAGAUUAAAUCUGAAAUAGUGAAAUGUGUAACGUACGCUUCUCCUGGACCACAUGCUUUUCUUAUCAUCAUUAGAGUGGGUCGAUUCACUGAGGAGGAGAAAAAUACAGUGCAACAUCUCAAAGUAGUGUUUGGAGAACAGAUACUAAAAUACACCAUGAUCCUCUUCACUUACAAAGAUCAGUUAGAGAAGCAAAAUAAAACUAUUGAGCAGUAUCUAGAGGAAGGUGAUCCAGAUCUCAAAAAGCUUGUAGAAAGUUGUGGAAACCGAUUCUUCUGUCUGGACAAUGAGUCUGCCAGUUUCCCACAGUUCAAAGAUCUGAUCAGUAAAAUAGAGAUGAUGAUGGAAGAGAACAGAGGGACACACUUUACAAGUGAUAUGUUUGAGGGAGCAGAGAAAUUCAUUCAGGAUAUUCAGAGGCAGAAACUGAAUGAGAAAGUGAAGCAGUACAAACGGGAGCACAAACAGCUGAAUAAAACCGAAUGGAAGAAAAUAUAUUUGAGCUUAGUUGAGGAGUCACGACGAGAAGCUGAGCAAUCUUUUUCUGAUAGAAAUCUGCAACUCCUGGGGAAGACAGAGACCAGUGAGGAGGGAGCGAGCGACACGAAGGAAUCUGAGCACAAAGUAACCAGUCGUUUUAGGGCAGUUAUACUUGCAUUCACAGAGAGGAUGUGUGUGAUUCAGUGAAAACCACAAUGAUCAGAUGCUAGUGCAUCAAUAAAUCUCAGGUGGUGUAGUGGAGAUUACUUGACCAUUUUUUUUAGC
This is a messenger RNA of Megalobrama amblycephala (Wuchang bream), 1690 nucleotides long. Its product is annotated as immune-associated nucleotide-binding protein 9-like. The record is from RefSeq and is a predicted model, not a curated record. Gene Ontology annotation, molecular function: GTP binding. NCBI's taxonomy places the organism in Eukaryota, Metazoa, Chordata, Actinopteri, Cypriniformes, Xenocyprididae.